CUGCUUUGCGGAAGUGUACUGGGGGCGGCCGGCUCGUGGAAGAUGGCGGGAGUGGAGAGCAGCUCCCGGUACCCGGAGGGAUCGGCGCUUCAGGACCCGCUGUCCCGCUUCACCUGCCCCGUCUGCUUGGAGGUGUUUGAGAGCCCCGUGCGGGCCCCCUGCGGCCAUGUCUUUUGCACUCCAUGCCUGCAGGAAUGUCUGAAGCCUAUUGAACCAGUUUGUGGAGUCUGCCGCAGUACCCUGUCUCCUGGCAGUAGAGCUGUGGACCUGGAACAGCAAAUUGAAAUGACAGAAACCACUUGUGAUGGCUGCAAUAAAAAAAUGUACCUCUCAAAGAUGCGUAGUCAUGCAGCUUCUUGUUCAAAAUACCAGAAUUAUAUAAUGGAAGGCGUUAAAGCUGUAACUAAAGAACCACCUCGUAACACCAGGAAUGUUCCAAAUCGUUUUACCUUUCCUUGUCCUUACUGCAGUGAGAAAAACUUUGAUCAGGAAGGACUAGUUGAACAUUGCAAAAAAUACCACAGCAUGGAUGCAAAACAAGUGGUUUGCCCAAUUUGUGCCUCGAUGCCAUGGGGAGAUCCAAAUUACAGGAGUGCUAACUUCAUGGAACAUCUUCAACGGCGACAUCAGUUUUCCUAUGAUACUUUUGUGGAUUAUGAUGCUGAUGAAGAUGACAUGAUGGCACAGGUUUUACUACGUUCCUUGAGGGAUCAGUGAACUAAGUGGGAGAUAAACUGUAUGAUACCAGCCUUCCAUUAGAUGAAAAUACACAGCAUCCCUGACACCUGUCCCUUCUCAUCCCAAGAUGAUCCCACACAUCUGAAAAUAAAUAUAGAAGAUUUUUGAA
Molecule: messenger RNA, 847 nt
Organism: Gopherus flavomarginatus (Mexican gopher tortoise)
Lineage: Eukaryota; Metazoa; Chordata; Testudines; Testudinidae
Gene: RNF114
Product: ring finger protein 114
Exons: 6
Coding region: 43-717 (224 amino acids)
Biological process (GO): ubiquitin-dependent protein catabolic process; protein polyubiquitination
Molecular function (GO): ubiquitin protein ligase activity
Source: RefSeq, a predicted model, not a curated record